Molecule: messenger RNA, 678 nt
Organism: Lycium ferocissimum
Lineage: Eukaryota; Viridiplantae; Streptophyta; Magnoliopsida; Solanales; Solanaceae
Exons: 1
Coding region: 1-678 (225 amino acids)
Molecular function (GO): protein dimerization activity
Source: RefSeq, a predicted model, not a curated record
AUGGAUGAUGUCUCUUCCUUUUGUGAUAAAUAUGAUAUAAUCAUUCCGAAGAUGGACGCUAGCUACUUUCCUGGAAGAUCGAAGCAUAGAUCUCUUGAUCUUACAUAUUCUCAUCAUUUGCGCGUUGAUAUUUUUUAUGCUGUUAUUGAUUUACAUCUUCAAGAGCUUAAGAAUCGUUUCGAUGCUAUGAGUACUGACUUACUUCUCGGUAUGGCUAAUCUGAAUCCAGUUAAUUCAUUCGGAAAUUUUGAUAAGAACAGGAUAAUGAGGUUGGUUGAAUGUUAUAUGAAUGAAUUUGCUAGUAGCAAGCUUCGAGAUCUCAGUUGUCAGCGUGAUAGUUUUACAGUUUAUGCUCAUGGUUCUGACAAGAGGUUCUUCAACUUGAAAGGAAUUAGUGACCAUGCAAAAUUGUUGGUUAAAUCAGAUUUUCAUCAAAGCUGGCCACUUGUUUAUUUGCUUAUCAAGUUGACUCUCAUUCUUCCCGUUGCUACUGUGUAUGUGGAACAGGCUUUCUCCUCCAGGAAGCACAUCAAAAAUGAGCUUCGUAACAGUAUCGGUGAUGAAUUUUUGAAUGGUUGUUUAGUUUGCUAUGUAGAGCGUAAGAUAUUCGCAACCGUAAGCAAUGAUACUAUUAUUCAUCAUUUUCAACAUAUGAAAAGUCGUCGAGCACAGUUAUGA